AAACGGGCAAAAAAAGGUCACACUGACAUCCAGCUGUUUGAGUGACUCCUGCGCUCUAUAUUUGAACUGAAAUAAAAAGGGAGUGGAACAUUUAAUGCAGCAUCUGUAUUUGUCUUACUGCUGGGCUCCUUCUUUCCUUUUGCCCCCCUCUUCGUGGAGGGAGGGGCUGGCUUUUUGGGGGGAAGCCAUACAGUCAGUUUGCAGCUUUCUUUGGAUCAGAUCUCUUCGAUUUCUCUUGGAUUUCACUGGAAAGUUCCUCUUUGCGACACAGUUGUUUAUGUGCAGAUGACAGUCGGACCGGUUUACGUAAAACUGGAUGCAGCUUGGAAAAAAAAAAACAAGAAGGGAGACAGAGUGAGAUAAAGGCUUGCUGAUGCCCGUUGGGAUAAAGGGCUGACAUCACAGUAAGAUGGAGAGAUUUGUUUAGAGGUACAGAGGGAGGGUGAAGAGAGGACAGUGGGAGGGAGGAUAGAGGCAGGAUCCAGCCCUCUGGGACAGCGCCGUGGUUUUUGGGGGGUGGACAGAGCAGCUUUGUGUGCAGAACAUCACCGGACACCAACAGGAGGGGAAGCUGCCAGUCGUUCUGUGUGUGUCUGUAGUGAAACCAGACCUACCUCCAUCUGCUGCCCAAGAAAUGCCGGAUUAAACUCAGAACAGGGACUGGAAUGGAUUGGAGAACUCUGGAGUAAAAAAAAAAAAAACAAAAUCAGAGAUUCAUAUCUGGACUUUGUCCACGAGUCUGUGUUGGUACUUGAGUGUGCAGCUCAUGGUGGUGGUGAGCGAUGCCGGUCUGACGGAGCUCCACCGCCAGAUGCCUGCUGCUGUGCUCCAGAGCCCCGCGCCAGCCGGGCCCGACUGGAGCUUCCAGAACCCGGUGGGGGUGGACUGCAGCUCCCCGGAGCCUCGCUGCAUUUGGGUGGCGGUUCUCCGGGGAACCUCGGACCCGCUCGCCCCCACCAUGCCAGCCGAGCACGGCCAGAGCUUUCACCAUCUCCGGGCCAAAGGGUGGCGGGAUGGUCUCUCCUCGGCCGGUGACAACCCCAGGCCGCCAAUGGCAACCCGGCCUGGGAGGGAGGGGCUCGGCACGGGCUGGAAGGGCCCCCGGACGCUGGUCCUCCACAAGAACUCCCAGGGUUUUGGUUUCACCCUGCGCCACUUCAUCGUUUACCCUCCAGAAUCCGCCCUGCACACCACCCUCAAGGACGAGGAGAAUGGAAACGGAAAGGGAUUACAGAAAGGUCACCUGGAGCCGAUGGACACCAUAUUUGUGAAGAAUGUGAGAGAAAAAGGCCCCGCCCACCAGGCAGGCUUGUGCACAGGGGAUCGACUGGUGAAGGUGAAUGGAGAGAGUAUUCUUGGAAAGACGUACUCGCAGGUGAUCACCCUCAUCCAGAACAGUGAGAGUGUGUUGGAGCUCUCCAUAAUGCCAAAAGAUGAGGAUGUGCUUCAGUUGGCGUACUCCCAGGAUGCCUACCUGACCGGUAACGAGCCCUACGCCGGGGGAGCGGAGCACCUCCCGCCGCCGCCUCCCGUUUCUUACCCUCGCACCAAGACCACGUCCGUCGCAGGAGCCCCUCUGUCUGCCCCUAUGGGGCAGAACCAGCUGGAUAACUGGAGUCGCUGGCCGGGAUCUUCUGGUCCCUCGUCCCCCUUGGAUAACCUCACCGCUGUGGGCAGCCCCGCCAGCUGGCAGGAGGGGCGAGCGGGCGAGCCGGGCGGCGUGGGUCACUGCAGUCCUGCUCACCGCACUGAGGAGAUCCAGUAUGGUAUGACCAGCCAGCAGCCGCAGGGUCAGAUCAGAGGGCGGUCCUACUCAUCGUCCUCCUCGUCGGGGCCCCUGUCCAGCCCGCUGCAAGUCCACUACCCAAACCACCAGAGUGCCAUGUCUGCACAUCAGCACGGGUCCAGCUCCGCCUGGACCAGUCCGCCCCUCUCCCAGGCGAGCCAGAGCCGCACUGAUCGCUGCCAGCAGGCCCUUUCCGACUGGUACUACAACCAGCUGCCCGAGCGCCCCGGGCGCAGCGUUCAGACCCGCCAGCGCAGCUAUUCUCAGGACCGGCUGAGCGAAUCCCGGAGGCAGCAGCAGCGGGCCGGCGGCUGGCCUCACAGCGCCUCACAGGACACUUUGUUCCUACUGCAGCAGUCGGGACCAGGACCAGAACCGUACUGGUCCUAUGGAGACUGGGAGGUGGGCCCGGGUAGGGGCCAUCCUCCAUCUAACUACACUCGAACCCGAUCGGAGAAUUUGCUCGCUCAGUACAACCACCACGGCCGCUCCCUGGAGAUGUUGGACCGAGCAUCAGCAGGACUGAUCUCGGCCCGCUCUGAUAUUCCUCCGUGGUCACAACCACCCCACCGGACCGAUGCCUACGUGAGGCAGGGGGCCCACUUCAGUGGAUCCCCUUCAGCUGCCCGACGGGCCCAGUCCAAACACCUUCCCCCGGGCCAGAUGAAGGCCCAGCAGGUCUCUUCUCAGACCAGGAGGCUCCAGUCUGCCCAGAGCAUGGACGAGCAGGUGGGCUACCGCAGCUACAGCCCCUCCUUCUACCGCAAGACCGGCCGCAUCCUGCAGCAAGCUCACUCUUUCAGGGACCCGUCUUAUUCCGGUCCCCACUUGAACUGGAACCCCAAAACUAGCCCCCCCGAGGGGUCCCCCGCCCCCAUCAGUGCCUCCACAGCAUCACCCCUCGCCUUCGCCGCCCACGUACCCCAGGACAAGACAUACCGGCCAACCAACCACGAGAGGGAACGAGGGGCAGCGGAGGGCCAAAGCGAGACUCAAACGCAGGAGGUGGUGCUGAGGCAGAAACCGCCGAAUGGGCGACGGCCCACGCGGCACCCCCACUACGCUCUACCUGUGGAAGGUCUGGAACCCUCCAUGUUUUCUCCCGACCCCAAAGACUCAACCCACGGCUCCUUUGGAGACGCUGCACCACGGAAGCCGAACGGCAACCUGGCACCCCUCACCGUGGAGGAAGACUCUCUGGCCUCCAUUCCCUUCAUAGACGAGCCGACCAGCCCCAGCGCCGAUUUGCGCGCCCGACACGUACCGGCGUCCUCCGUGGUGUCCAGCGGCAUCAGCUCGGCGCCCGCCGUGGGCACCAGCCCCGCCUCCCCCACCUUCACCUUCCCCCUCACUAGGCUCUUCUCACACGACUGCAGCAGUACUAAAUCCAGUCGCCGUUCCUCCUAUCUUCUAGCCAUCAACACCGAGCGCUCCAAGUCAUGCGACGAAGGCCUCAACAAGUUCAAGGAUGAAGGACGAGGCCUACGACUACCAAAAAGAGUGAAGAGUUUCUUUGCAGACGGGUCUCCAGACAGCGUCAGAACAGCCGAGGAGAUUCGCUCCAAGCGUCACUCCACCUCCGAGCUGGGAAACAUCACCUACAGCGAUGUGUGGCGGCAAGGAUGGCUGCACUUUAAGCAGAUCGUCACGGAGAAGGGGAAGAAGGUGGGCAGCGGCAUUCGGCCGUGGAAGAGGGUGUUUUCGGUGCUCCGCUCCCAUUCGCUGUUCCUCUACAAGGACAAGCGGGAGGCCGUGCUCCGCGGAGCCAUCCUGGGCAGCACGGCCGAAGACGAGCAGCCCAUCAACAUCCGGGGCUGCCUGGUGGACAUCGCCUACUGCGAGACCAAACGGAAGCACGCCCUGCGGCUCACCACCCAGGACUUCUGCGAGUACCUGCUGCAGGCGGAGGACCGCGACGACAUGCUGGAGUGGAUCAACGUCAUCAGGGAGAGCGGCAAGAUGGACAACGAGGAGCUCGGGAUUUCCAGACAAGCCCUCAUCAAUAAGAAGCUCAACGACUACAGAAAACAAAGUCCAACGUCGAGCAAGCCGGAUUCGUCUCCGCGGAUGUCCCGCAUAAAGCCUCCCUUCAUGAUGAAUAAGACGGAGAAUGCAUCUGGGGCACCGCGCUCCCCGAAGCCAGAGGGCAAAGAUGAGAGCAAUCCUUCCAAAUCCUCCUGGAGCAUCAGCAUCAUGAAGAAGACGAAGAAGGCGGGGCCUAAAGCUUUCGGCGUGAGGCUGGAGGAGUGUCAGCCCGGUGUAAACAACAAGUUCAUCCCCUUGAUUGUGGAGAUUUGCUGCGGUCUGGUGGAGGAGAUGGGCCUGGAAUACACCGGAAUCUACCGCGUGCCGGGGAACAACGCCAUGGUGCUGCUGCUGCAGGAGCAGCUCAACAAGGGGGUGGACAUCAACCCUGCAGAGGAGAAGUGGCAGGACCUCAACGUUGUCAGCAGCUUACUCAAAUCGUUCUUCAGGAAACUUCCAGAACCGCUGUUUACCAACGACAAGUACAACGAUUUCAUCGAUGCCAAUCGGAUGGAAAACGCCUCGGACAGGCUGAGGACCAUGAAGAAACUGAUCCGAGACCUUCCAGAUCACUACUUUCACACUCUGAAAUUUCUGGUUGGACACCUGAAAACUGUGGCCGACCACUCGGACAAAAACAAGAUGGAGCCUCGGAACUUGGCUCUGGUGUUCGGGCCGACGUUGGUCCGGACCUCCGAGGACAACAUGAAAGACAUGGUCACACACAUGCCCGACCGCUACAAGAUAGUGGAGACGCUCAUCCAACAUUGCACGUGGUUUUUCACAGAGGAGCAGGACAAAGACGAGAAGACUCCAGUGGACACGGAGGACGUGCAGCCGGCUCCAAACAUCGACCACCUGCUGUCCAACAUCGGCAGGACCGGUCCGCUCGGGGAGGCUUCAGACUCAACCAACAGUGACUCGGCUAAAUCAAAGGGAUCUUGGGGAUCAAAGAAAGACCUGACGGCUAAAGACUUCCUGGCUCUGUCCAUCAUGUCUGCUGUGACGGGCCGCAAGCGCCGGAGGGGCCGCAAAAACCGCCGCGUGGGCAGCAGCACCGACGACGACUCUGAGCAUGAGCCGAUCAAAGCCGGGCAUCUCGGACCAGAGGAGGAAGAGGAGGAGGAAGAGGCGGUGUCUCCGGAGGCAGGGUCUGCUCCUCGAGCAGAAGGAGAGGAGGAUGACAACGAAGAGGAGGAGGAAGAAGAGGAGGAGGAUGAGGAAGUUGAAGGAAGCAGGCCAAAGGAGGAGGUUGUGGAGGAGGCGGCAGAGGCGGUGCCCAUCUCCAAACAGGAAGAGGAGGCGGCGGCGGCGGGAGUGAGGCAGGCGGUCGUGUUGUUGAGAGAUGAGGAGGUGCAGGUUAAGGCGAAUGGUCCGCAGUGGCGAGCGCCAGAGGACGCCCGCUCCAUUGUCUCUGGUUACUCCACCCUCUCCACGUUGGGGCGGAGCUUAGGGUCAGAGGGGAGGGGCGAGGACGCCGACGACGAGCACAGCGAGCUGGUGAGUGAGACGGACAACGAGAGCGGCUUUGCCUCACGCUCGCUGACCCAGGAGAGACCGGAGAAACACCCAGCAGCCCCGGCGACUGGAGCCCCGCCCCCACGCAGCUUCCUGUACUCACAACCCAAAUCUAACCUGUUCUCAGCCAACGCCCCCACGCCGGCCACACCCCUCUCACUCACCCCUGACUCUGCAGAGAGGGGCGAGGGACGGGCGCGCUCCAACACCACCUCGUCCUCCUCCUUCUCCUCCUCCUCCACCGCUCACCGGCUGCACUCGCGGCCGUCCUUCAACUCCCACAAACUCAUCCAGUGCGACACUCUGGCCCGGAAGAAGUCCAAAGCCCGCUCCGUGGAUCUCCUGGAGCCUCCGAGCGAGGGGACGGGCUCCGAACCAGACUCCACCCCCAGGUCCAGGCGGGACACCUCCAGGUCCAAACCCUCCUCUGGCAGCAGCCAGGAGAGCCUGCGGCAGGCCCGGCCCAGAGCGGCCGCCCCCCCCAGCGAAGCCGCCUCCUUCGCCCCCAUCGUCCCCAUCGUCCCCGGCGGCAGGACGCUGGCCGAGCAGGUCUGCGCUCGGCUGCUGGGCUCGGCCGACGACCUGCGCAGCGUGGAGCGCCGCAAGCCGCUGUCCCCCGAGACGCGCAGGAAGAGGCGGGUGUGGCGCCGGCACACCGUGGUGGCCUCGCCCACAGAGACGUCCAGCAAGAGACCCCCCCUGACCGCCAGCGACUUCCCCUCCCCUCCCAACAACCAGGUGAAAACACAAGGGCUGCCUCUGAGCGUCGACGGCCUGGAGCGGGGGCCCCUCGCACGUCAAAACCCCCCCUCCAGAUUCCACCAGUACCUGUGAGCGCCGAGCAGGUCCAAGUCGCGUGGCGGCGUUGCCAAAGCUUUUGUUUUCUAUCUCUAACAUUUUUUUUCUAAGACACACUGACAAAACAAGCAUCCUUCCUGCCGAACCGACUCAAGGGUUCGACCCUUCAAACCAAAGUAAGCCGCGGCGUUUCUCUGGUUCUCGAGGAGAACGGUGCUUCGACCAUUUCAACACAUCAGUCUUCCCGGUGUCGCCCUCCUCCGACCACAGACACUGUAACCCCCCAAAAAGGCCUUCAGUUAGAAAACACAUUUCUCCCUAACUGUUAAUAUUGUGUUUGCGCAACAAUACUCAUGUCUGAGUGUGCAAGUGUUUGUGUUUUAACUAUUUUGUAACAUUUGUAAAAAAGCCUUGUUAAGUUAACCGUGUAAAUAUAAUUUUUUUUUCUUUGUUUUUUUAUGGUUUACAAAAAUGUGCAUCCAGGCACACAGACAUUUUUUUACAGAAUGUUACUUGAAAUGUUUUCCUUAAUAUAUUAUUUGUUUAUACUCUAUAUAUAUAUUUUAUAUUAAAGUUAAAGAAAAAAAAGUACUUUUAUUGGGAUUGAACCUGUUGGGCGUACCUGUUAAAAGGAGACGAGGUCCUUAUUUCCUCAUCCUGUCUGGGAUUCGCAGCACUGUGCAGGAAACCUUUAUCUCGCCAGAUUUUGAAUAAAAACCUCCAGCGCGGAAUCGCAGAUCAUCUGGAUUACUUUGGGAGUUUGCUGCUUUUUAUUUUUGAAAAACGGUUUUCUUCAUGCAAACGAUCAAUAGAAAAAGAUAAAGUGAGUACAAACAACCCGGGACAGGUCAGGUCAUCAAUAAAUGGUACAACAGAAGCCGACUUCUAUUGUUCCUGAUGAGGAGGUGGGAAUAGCAAAAGCAGUGAGGAGUUCUAGAAAACCGGAUCCUUUCUUACCUCAAGAUUCUUCUACAAGUGCCUGAUUUCUGGAAUGUGUUUUGGUUCUGCUGUGCCAUGCGCGUUUCUCGUCUUUUUUUUUUUCUUCCUUUUGUUGUUUCUGGGUCUGCUCCCUUCUUUUGUUGCUGAUGCUGCAGCGCAUAGAUGUGUACGUUAAAGACCCACUCCGAUCCUCUUUUAAAAGUGGUCUUUUAAUUAUAAUUAUGCCGUUUUUAAGCCAACUUUAAAACAUUGUUUUCGGCAGAGCAACCCCGCCCCCCUUCCCUGUUACUGUGGCUCGCCUAGUGUAUUUUAUAACUAUUUUCAAACUUAAUUUUCUUUAUUUAUGUCCUCCAUUGUGAGAAAAAAUGCCACACAAACACUAUUUUCAUCGGAGUGCGUCUUUAACCACGAUUAAACUGAGCAAAAGAGCUGUUGAAAAGCACACUCUAGGCCCGGAGCAGAUCUGCAAACUCCCUCCGCCUUCAGCAGCUGUUUCCUGAGAGAGGAAUAAAAGAUAGCAUAGUGUUCUGAGCUGCUUUUCACGAUAAACCGAGUUUAUCUGGCUUUGCCUAAUGACCCAGAAUACGGUACACCUUAAAACCGCUGUAGGAGGUCUCACCAAGAUAACAUCCAAGUUCCUGAAGAGGAGCAAACCGCCCACCACUUCCUUGAAAGGAAACCUCAUCUGUCGGUGUGUGUCGUCUUAAUGGUUAUUGUUAAAAAGAAAAAAUGUUUGUAUAUACAUCUCAACAUGUAACAUACUGUAUGUGUACAUUUGGAAUUGCUUUAACUAAUAUGAGGACUGAAAGGAUGUCCGGCUGAAAUCAUUUCCUUAUAGCUGUUUGCUUUAAAGCAAUGUUAUAUGAUGUAAAUAAACAGAACUAUGUUUAA
Molecule: messenger RNA, 7957 nt
Organism: Oryzias melastigma (Indian medaka)
Lineage: Eukaryota; Metazoa; Chordata; Actinopteri; Beloniformes; Adrianichthyidae
Gene: arhgap23a
Product: Rho GTPase activating protein 23a
Exons: 24
Coding region: 767-6163 (1798 amino acids)
Biological process (GO): signal transduction
Molecular function (GO): protein binding
Source: RefSeq, a predicted model, not a curated record